Molecule: messenger RNA, 2722 nt
Organism: Acipenser ruthenus (sterlet)
Lineage: Eukaryota; Metazoa; Chordata; Actinopteri; Acipenseriformes; Acipenseridae
Product: ras-related and estrogen-regulated growth inhibitor-like
Exons: 4
Coding region: 303-1025 (240 amino acids)
Molecular function (GO): GTPase activity; GTP binding
Source: RefSeq, a predicted model, not a curated record
GCUUUGGAAAUGUAAAAAAAACUCGGAGGAGGAGAGAGGUCCGCAGGGAGGCGUUAGUCUGUUUGGAGUGGACACCUCCAAUGAGGGCUGUCAGGACAGCAAGCGAGCGAGCUGUCAGAAGGCUUCAUCAAGUCUGAGAACCAAGGCGAAUAUUAAACUGGAUACGACAAAAAAAAAGUCUUCUAUCAAUUUGAACAAGUCGGAAUAGUGCGGAAAGUGGGAGCUAAAGACUGGUUUAUGUCAGAAGACCAUCGCUGCUUCUGUCCUGUGUUCGCUAUGAAGCUGAUCACCGAGAAUGAAGCAUGAGCUCUAAUUUUGCUUUACCGAGACCUUUGAGGCGAUCUGGAAGUCUCCCUGCCUCGAGGACUAUUCGGAUAGUAGUCUUGGGACAAGGCGCGGUUGGAAAAACAGCCAUGACAGUUCGGUUCAUCACCAAGAGAUUCAUUGGGGAAUACGAUCCAACACUAGAAACUAUUUACAGACACGAAGCUGCAAUAAGUGGAGAAGUUGUUCACUUUGAAAUCUUAGACACUGCUGGUCAGGAAGAAGAUGCCUUACUCAUAGAAGAAAAGAUUAAAUGGGGCGAUGGUUUUGUUAUCGUGUACUCUGUGACGGACAGAUGCAGCUUCGACGAGGUGAUGAGGCUGUGUUUCCUGGUCAACCACAUUCACUCCAACUCCAGGAAAGGGAGCAGCGACCCUCCGCCCAUCGUAAUCGUGGCCAAUAAGCGGGACCUGGAGUUCGACAGGAUGGUCACCACUGAGGACGGAGAGAACCUUUCCAAGGCCCUCAAACACCCGUUCUGUGAGGUCUCCACCAGGGACAGCUACGAGGAAACGGUGGUGGUCUUUCACACGCUUUACAGUGAAAUGAUGAAGCAGCUGAGCUCCUCUCCCACCUCCUUCCGCAGAAGAGCCGUUUCCAAACUGAUGGAUAAAAUCCCAAAGAUCCAUGCAAACUCCACGCUGGGGUCCACUGGCAGGAGCUUUAGUUUCAAUUCGUUUAGAGACUUGCUGCCUGAGUAAGUGAGCGUUUUAAUGACCCUUUUCAAAAACAUCAUACAUUAUGGUGACGGAUCAUUACUGAUGGUGAACUAGUUUGCUGGUCAUAACUGCUGUACCGCUUGGAGAGGACUGUCACAAAGUCCCUACGUGUAGCCAAGGAGGAAGAAUUAUAACAUUUGGGAAAGCAUUUGUGGCAGAUUUUGCGCCAAACAGGAUGGCAGAUUGCACUGCAAGUGGAAUAUAGUGGUGAGCAUACAGUACAGAUUGCUUUGUCCAGUGAGAUGUAUUUGAUUGCAUAGGGCAGGAAUCUGCAAUUCAGGUCAUAGAAGGCCAUUAACAGCCUUGGGACCUGAUUGUAGACUUUAUUGGUUCAAUAGCACAAUUAAGAAUCUGGGAGGAGAACAAAUCUUGUCAUCCCUGGCAUACUGUAGGUACUUUGUGACAAAGACAGUCCUGUUGGAUUUUCACUGAAUAUAAAGUUCACUGAUUACUGUAUGAGGAGCUGUUUGUUUCCCAUGAUUGAUAAUGAUGCAUAGCUUGUUUAUUCUCCGUUUCUGUUUUAGAAGGUGACUCACACUGUGAGUCAUAUUAGGAACAGACCCGUGGGAUACUGCCAGUCAACGAAAUGCCACUUCUGUAAAAUCACUCACCAGAUAGUAUGCACACCCCUCAGUGUAUCGUAUCAUCGUAAAGUUGGUAUGGUGCUUAUUUUGACACAUGACAAAAAGUAUAAAAAGACAUCCAACGUUAGAAAGGAAACUGGUAUAAAGGGGCAAGUAUAACGCCUGAAAAACCUGACGAGUGGAAGUUUAGCAGCAGGAAAUUUACAAGAGGCUUAUACGUGGCAAGAACAGCCAAAACUGUAACUGCUACAUACAGUUUUAAAUGUACUGUAUUGGUCAAAUCUAUAAGGGAAUUUGUGAUUGUGAACAGUAAAGCCUGGAAUGUGAGGGAAAAUAAAAAGCAGCCCAACAAAAGCACUUGAUAACAAUAUCUAUGUUUAUGUAGCAACGGGUUGACAGUCGUAAAAGUCUUCGUAAAAUACUGUGAGGGAACUGUCCUUCAAUUUAUUCUGCUAUUAAUGUGUAGUUUUUUAUUUUAUUUCUGCUUUUUUUCCCAAUUUUUUUUUACCAGGUUUGCAAACUUCCAAGCACAUCUAAAAUUUGGAUUUCUGAAAUGAGGAAAUGAUCACUAAUGGUGUGCAGCUGUGAUUUAUGUCCCCUCUGAAACUGUGAUUUUGUACUGUAUAGAGAAUUUCUGUUUACUAAGUUACAGUUGUCCUAGUUGCAGAGGGGGCAGAAAUAACAGUUGCACACCCGUAGUGGUUAUUUCUGAAACAUUCAUAAAUUCUGCUUUUAGAAGUGGUUGAAUAAAGACAUUUUUGCAGGAAUAUUUAGAAUGGUAAAUACUAAUCUAAGCAGAAACACAAAUAUAGAAUAAUGUUAUAAUAGGACGUCAAACAGAUACAACAUUUUAUAUAAACAAUAGUUACAGAUUAUAUAGUAUUACAUAACAUUGUAUUAAGCAUGAAACUGUUCUAGGCUGUUAAAGAAACCAACAAUGUUAUAGUUUCAUGAAUAUGAAACUUUAUUCAACACUCUCAAGUUUUGUAAACAUAUUUCUUUGGUUGAAGUAGGGUGCUGGAGACAAUGCAUUUUGUUUGCUGGAUUAUUUGUUAAAUUUAUUUUAAAAUAAAGAUUAGCCUGAACCUUAUCAAA